CUAAAGUUAAAGUUGGCGUAUAGCGUAGAUGCUGUAGACCACACGAUCACCGACGUGUUUUUGUAUCUAGCGAACCUCGAGUGUAUUGUUAGUUCCUAAAAUUCAAACGCGUUUUUUUUAUUCGAUUUUAAGACCGAAAAGACUCCAACGAUGGUCAAGGCGAGAAAAUUUCGGUUUUCGCUUCCUAUUUAUUUAUAAGACAAGUUUAAAGUGAACGACUCAAACGUGAUUGUUGAUGGAUUGUUUUUGUCUUAUUUGAAAUGAAAUAUCAUUCUUUUGGAUCUAAUACUAGUGUUAAUAGUGAAAAGAAGUCGUCUUUAACUAUUUAUGCAGACAUGGAUAUAUCACCUACCAAGAUGUACACUGAAUCAGAAGUCAAAUCUAUCCGAGACGAGUUAGAAAUAGUCCAAAAAUCUCUGAGACUGCAAACAAAGAGAUGCAGACAGUUAGUAACAGAAUACACUAGACGGCUCCAAGAAAAAGAAUACCAAUAUAAGAGUGAAAAAUCUUUACGUGAUGAUCAACUAGCAAAAGUUCUCAGAGCAUUAUUAAUAUUUGAAGCACGUCUAAGACAAGAACAGAAAUUCAUAACCAAACAGCUCAACGAAAAAGACUUAAUAAUAAAAAAACAAAACGUCGAUAUAAGAAAACUAUUAACCAACCAAUACUGCAAGAAUUGUAGCCAAUACUACGCUUCGAGUCCAAUUCAAGAAAGCCUUGAUAGCAGUACAGAGUACGUGCUCACUGAUUGCCAAGAAUACCAAUCUUCAAACUUCGAAUCUCUGGACAGCAGCAGCGAAACUUAUACCACACUUUCUGAAAAAGAUUUUAAUAAAUCAGAAAGUUCUUACGAAGAUAACUCCAAAGAACACGAAUCUAAGAACAUUUACCAAAAAAAUUGCAGAAAAGAUUCAUUGGGAAGAAGAUCUAGGAAACUUCAACAUCGAAAAAGUAUUGGAACUUACUUCGAAGUACUCAAAAUGAGAAAGGAAAACAACAGUCCUUUAUCUAACGAAGAUAACACUAGUAACGAUUAUGAUAAUCUGGAUUCCCUUCCACCAGAGGGAGUUGAUAACAAAAUUAGUAAAGUCACUGAGAAUAUUGAACAUAUAUUCGAAAAAACUCACCAGAUUGUUUCAGAAGAAACUAUAAAUACUUCAGAUGAGGCUAAAAAAGAAGAGGAAAAGAGGCUAUCUCAGAUAACAGAGUCCAUACCAGUUUUCGAAGCAGGGGAGGAAACCAACGAUAACUGGUAUGCCAGCGCAAGUGACCAAGAAGACGACGAACACAGGGAUAUUUACAGAAACAAUCCCGUACUAGAAUGUAUGAAUCAAAUUUUGAUGCAAAAUAUCAACGAUACAUUAAAUUCUCCUCCAAAAACGCCAACCAUCGAAAGAAAGUCAUCCAAGAAUAAAAGAGUCACAUUCAGCGAUGAAGAGAUUAAAGAAGAAACAAAAGACAAUGCUUUAACACAAGAAAAUUUGACAGAAAAGGAAGAUCCAAAUCAAGAUUAUUACGAAACACCCAUUCAGAAUUCUCCAAACUUUUACGAAACUCCUCAAAGCAUUUACAGCAAUGAUUACGAGCAAAUUUUAAGCAAAUGUAAUGAAACAUUUACCAGUUCCGAUAAACCAGACCAAAAUCAUCACUACGUAGAUAUGGAUGAAAAGAAAAAGGAAACUAAGUUAAUAAAGAAGAGUAAGAUACUGAGAACUCCUCCAGCUUUACCUCCAAAACCACCAAAUUUAGUAUCUAAAUAUAAAAUAAAUUCCCCUAAAAGCCCUCCAUCAGAAAAAAGCGAACCAGAUUACUGCUCGAUAUCAGAACUAAAUCUGCCUCAAAAUAAGAAUUCUUCUUUCAAAAAAAUCAGCGUUGUUGCAGAAAUUAAUGCCCCGACAUCACUUGAUAUUGUCAAUAAAUUAAACGGUGACGUUUUGGUAAAAAAUGAGAAGAUUUCUGAAAGCGAUAAAGAUAGUUUGGUCGUUAAAAAAUGUGUGGAGAAGAUGAAUAUACAGCUAGCUAAACAUACUCCUAUUAAAUCAGAACUUAUUUCCCCUAAAAAGAAGGAAACUAUAGAAAUACCGAAGUUACCCCAAGUAUCAGAAAUCCUGAUUCCAGAAUCUGAAGACGAAGAAAAGGAGAAAGAUGCCAGAAUUAGUCAAGAUAAUUACAUGAGGAAUAACACGCAAAUUUUAAAAUUAAAAUCUGCAGUUAAAGAGAGCCCCAUGCGCAAGCCUGUCGUAAUGGGAUCAUCAGUAUCUAGUCUUAUUUCCAGUUUUAACAACCAACAACUACUAAACGAAAUUAAACACAGUCCUGAUAAAAACAAAAUCAGCAAAACUAUGUUUUCUAGUUUUGAAGAGUCACAAAAAUCGCCAAAUUUCGAAAAGUUCGAUUUGAGUCAAAAUUUCGAAGAAUUCAAACUGGAUGACUGUGAAAUUGAGGAAUAUACUGUAGAAGAAAUUAAAACUGAUAACGCUCAAGAAGACAAUACACAAGCAUCGCAUUCUAACGUUAUUAAAACUAAUAAUAAUGCUGAUAUAAUUUCUCCUACUUUAAAUCGAAGUGCUAUAGAAUUAUUUAAGAAACAUUUGGAGUUGCAGCAUACCAAGCAAUCGGAUAAUACGAAAUCUGUUCGAGGAGUUCCCGUUUUGAGGCCGAACGAACCGACUUACGAGCACUUUUUGGAAUGUACGGGGCUGAGUACUAAAUCUUUACUGACUCCUAGAAUGUUUAGCAGUCAUAAAAAUGUGUUGAAGCCCAAAGAUAUUAAAUUGAAGUCUAGCGUUAAAAAUAAUUUAUUUGAAAAGCAUUCUAUGAAGUAUUGGUCGGAGCCUUACUUGUAAUAAAUUUUUGUAUUUUUAUUUGUGUAUUUCAUUUUAUUGUUUGUUUAUAGAAUUAUAAUCUAUGUUAUCUGAAAUUUAUUUAUUAUAAUAAUUGUCUAAACUAUUGUUUUUGUGAAAAUAUUCGUAAGUAAGGUUAGUAUUUUCUAAUAAUACCUUGAAGGUUUAAUUUUGAAGUAAUCUUUGUGGAUGGGGUAUUUUUUUGGAUUAAAAAUUAGGACAGUGGGGUAAUAUUCUCGUUUGCAUUGUGGAAUUAGAAGCAAGGGGGUAACGUGGGGUCGGAGAGGCAAUUGGAGGUAAUGAUUAGUUUAAAAAUAUACCAAAAAGAUUUGUUUUCAUAAAAAAAUUCCCCAAAAAUGUAGUAAUAUGUCACAAAAAUUUGUUUCUAACAGAAAUACCCCAAAAAAUGCAGUAACUUUGGAAAGAAUGAUUUUUUUCAUAAAAAGUAUUAAUAUUACUUACGUAUUUUCAAAAAAAGCAGCCACCUAUUAAAUCUUAUUUAUCGAAUAAAGUAUAUUUAAUGUAAAAAUUGUUAUUUACAAAUAAAAUAAUUUCAAUUUC
Molecule: messenger RNA, 3404 nt
Organism: Psylliodes chrysocephalus
Lineage: Eukaryota; Metazoa; Arthropoda; Insecta; Coleoptera; Chrysomelidae
Source: the annotation of a GenBank genome assembly